AUGUUUUUCCUCGAGCUCAGGGCACCCCACGCGCCGAUGGCCCAAUUCUCCGGCAGCCUCUUGCGCGACAGGAAGUACCUAAUCACCGGAUGGUGGUGGUGGUGGUUCAAGGAGCCGUACACAUACGCGCCGCCGCCGCUGCAAUUUCCUGCGGCAGCACCGAACAUCGAAAGCGCCUCCUCGUCCACGUCGCUCUUGGAGUGGUCCAGGACGGCCGGCGCGUGGUCGGCAGGCUUCUCCAUCUCCGAGAGGUCGGCAGCCGAUUCGGCGACGCGGCGGCGUUGGUGGGCGCAGGCGCCGCCGUUGACGACCGUGGCGGUGGCGGUUGCGCUGGAGGGACUGGUACUUCCGCCGCUAGACAUUGGUCGGAAAAUACACAUAGGGGUUGGGGAAAUCUUUUUCUCCGGUCAACGGAAUUGUGGAGAAAAUGGAGAGGAGAGAGAGAGAAUUAUGGGCGUAGAGAGAGAAAGAAGGGGAUGGCAGAGGCCAUGGACGUUGGUACUCGAGAGGAAGGUGAAAACUUCGUGGAUCCAUAUUAUGAAGUUUAUAAUCCGUGUUGAUGAUGAUUCAUUUUGCCAUUAG
Molecule: messenger RNA, 582 nt
Organism: Striga asiatica
Lineage: Eukaryota; Viridiplantae; Streptophyta; Magnoliopsida; Lamiales; Orobanchaceae
Source: the annotation of a GenBank genome assembly